Chenopodium quinoa (quinoa) is the source of this 1816-nucleotide messenger RNA. RefSeq names its product GATA transcription factor 24-like. The transcript is spliced from 8 exons. Gene Ontology annotation, biological process: regulation of DNA-templated transcription. Lineage: Eukaryota; Viridiplantae; Streptophyta; Magnoliopsida; Caryophyllales; Amaranthaceae. Bases 585 to 1481 code for a protein of 298 amino acids. Gene Ontology annotation, molecular function: zinc ion binding; sequence-specific DNA binding; protein binding. The record is from RefSeq and is a predicted model, not a curated record.
UUUAUUUUUGUGCAAAUAGCAUUACAUUAAUCUUUUUAUAGAGGAAAAUAAUAUUGGUAAAAAUAUUUACUCAAAAAAAUGAGAUCACUUGUCAAAAAAAAAAAAAAAUGAGAUCACAUUAAGCUGUUUAUCUAAAAGAAAAAAAAAAAUUAUGUAAAAGAAAAAAUAUAAAUGAAAAAAAAUUCUGGCCGUUGAUAAUUACAUAGAUCUGACCAUUGUCCUAACAUGCGUGUCACAUUUACGUAAUUCUCCUUUCUCUCUCCUCCAUUGAAGAACUCCGAGUUCUCAAAUUCAACCGCUUUCUCAACUUUUUCUCCUCCAUUGAAGCAGCUUAUGUGAGUUGGGCAAGGUGGUGGAGGCUGAGGAAGAAGGAGAGAGAGAGAUAGCGCGAGAGAGAAUGAAGAAGUGACAUUUGGAUCCCAAUGUGGUGUAAUGAGGAAGAGAUGUUUGUGUAUGUAUAACAAGUACAGUGCUUAUAUUGUUGUAAACAUAAAGUAAGUGGGAGGAGUGAAAUAAGAAGGCAGGGGACUGUAUACUAGAUACUAUUUAUUGGUUGGUGUUGUUAAUAAAGGGUUGUUGUCAAUAUGGAUGAUUUGCAUGGUGACGACGCCCAAAUGCAUAUGACUGAGGCUGAGCAACAAAUGCAUGUACAUUAUAUGCACGACCAAAGUCAUGGGAUGCAUCAUAUGAAUAAUGGGAAUGUGAUGGAGGAUGAUCAUGAUGAUGGUGUUACGGGUGUAGGUGAAGGCAUUGAUGGGGAGCUCCAUAAUGACCCUGGAAAUGUUUCUGAUACCCAUGGUGGAAUGAUGGUGGCUAAUGGCGAUAACAAUCAGCUAACUCUAUCAUUUCAGGGUCAGGUUUAUGUGUUUGAUUCAGUCUCACCUGAAAAGGUUCAAGCUGUACUUCUUUUGCUAGGGGGUCGUGAAGUUCCUUCAACUGUUCCUGCUCCACCGUUGACCUCUGCAAAUAAUAGGGGGGUGGCUCCUACACCACAGAGGUUCAAUGUCCCUCAAAGAUUGGCAUCACUACUCAGGUUUCGUGAAAAAAGAAAAGAACGCAAUUUUGACAAGAAAAUUCGGUAUACAGUUCGUAAGGAGGUGGCUCUUAGGAUGCAGAGAAACAAGGGUCAAUUUACUUCUUCAAAACCUAAUCAAGAUGAGUCCUCCUCAGGUGCAACUAGCUGGGAAUCUAAUCAGAAUUGGGGUCCUGAUGGACCUUUACCCAUACAACAAGAAGUCUGCUGCCGACAUUGUGGCACUAGUGAGAAAUCUACGCCAAUGAUGCGGCGUGGCCCUGAAGGCCCAAGGACUCUUUGCAACGCUUGUGGACUUAUGUGGGCUAACAAGGGAACUCUUAGAGACCUUUCGAAAUCAGCAGUGCCGGGUGGACAGAAUCUUCCUUAUACUAGGAAUGAGGAGAAUGGAAAUUUUGAGGCUGGGCAAAUAAUGAGAGUUGCCGGAAAUGUUAGUGAUUCGGCAUGAUGACCUAUUUCAUGUGCAAUCAAUGCAGUUGUCGAAGUCACAUUAAAUUCUAGUGGACUGCUGAUCUUUAAUUCCCUUUUAGAGGGUUAUCAGUAUGGGCAUGGCGUGAAAGAUCAUUUGACGGGAUUAGCCUUGUAAUCUUGUAGUGUUAGAUUGAGGUUUAUUACUGAAAGCAGACAAAAUGUGUCCUCUUCUUGUACGCAAUUUCGAUUGUAUGAUAUUCUGCAAUUGCAAUACUAAUUAUUUGCUGGAAAGCUAGAGAGUUAGCCUCUUGCUCUUUUUGGAAAACUAUUUAUGAAAGAAGAUAACUUAUUACAGUAUAGGAGAAAAAAAAA